AUGCUUGUCGGUCGGGUGUGCCAACACGGUAUCAAGGCUAUCCCCAUCGCUCAGGCUGCUCCAAAAUCUUCGCGAGUACAUCAUAAGUCGGGUGAAACCGCCCCUUUGCCCGUUCCGAGGUUUAGCCAUCCGGGUGUGAGCGACUGCUACGAGGGCUUGAACGACAGGGAACUCAAUGACGUGCUGUCCCCUCUCGACCACUCCGGCCAGCGCGUCAACAAGUACGUGACCUGGAUCAAGGACUUCAAAGCUACUGAGUGCACUCAGCCUCUUGACCCAGGAGGUUCUGCUCCCGAGAGCUUAGCUCGUGGUGUUGCACAGGCCGCCGAUUUGGCACGACGCGUGUGCAAGGACCCCAACCGUGGUCAGUCACAGCAUGGGGUUCAGCCCAAGCUGAUCAUCUUGAAAAUUCUCAACAACCUCGUCCCUACCGAAUCUGCCACCAGCAACACUAUCAAAAACCUCCAGCCCAACUUUAGAAACCUGUCUUAUGCGAGUCGCGUCUCUCGUCAAUUACGCCGUGUCGCGGAACCUUUACUAUACCGCUACAUCUACCCGACGCGUCAGCUCCUCGAGACUCUGUGCGAACGGCCCGAACUAGGCAAUCAUGUACAUGAGGUUGGCGAGUCUAGUCCGCCUUUGACCUUAGAAGAACGCGAAGCCGUCAAGCCACUCCAUAAUCGAGUCCAUGAACUUGCGAAGGAUAUUUAUGACUGGCCAGUGCUUGACGCGUUCCUGGAGUACUCUAGUCCUCCUAAAUUGGAUGAGAACCACAUCACGACUGAUUCCCGCGACGACAACACGACCUGGCUUCCAUCAAUACUCUGCCUGACACCUCAUGUCCAGACGUUACACCUAAAUGUGUAUCAGCUAGAAUGCAAGAAGCUCGACACGCUUGCGCAGCUGUUUCAGUUGUGCGAAGACCGCAUUGACUACGAGAAGGAAGUGCUGUCUACCAAGCUUCGGACAUUGAAGACUAGCGGAAUAGACUGGGGUCUCACGGGCAUGGGCCCACGCCCAGACGCGGAAGAGGCAAAACGAAGGGACGACAGCAUAUUCCCUGGUGGGCCACCGCGCAGAGAGCUGUAUACCUCCCAAGGUUCUCAUCCGAACUUAGAGAAUCUUAGUCUCUGCGACAACCGAUCUCCUGACCCCUCUCUCGUGAAGGAGAUGCUGGAGGCCUAUCCUAAUCUCCACACUCUCGUCCUGAAGCCAAGUCAGCGCAUGGCGCGACAAUCUUUUGACUUCAGCAAGUACGGCAUUGUACUCCGCAAACGCGCCACGGGCCUGCGCUGUUUAGAUUUGGGAUUUCCCGGCAUUUCCCACUUUGAAUCGGACGGUGGCGCGAUCGGGUCUCUGAGGCACGAGUGUACUCAGCUAAAGCAGCUGCGUUUGCCCCUUGCUGCACUGUUUGGCCUGGAUCCACCCGGGAAGCUGGACCUGUGUGAUUACUUGCCGAUCAGCCUGCGCUGGUUCUGGACCACUUUGCCGGAGGAGGAAAAUUACGCGCAGGUGUGUUCCAACGCGCUGGCAAGCAUGCUUGACGACAAAAGGCUACCACAGUUGGAAUGGGUUCUGGUCAUCCUGCCUGAAGGAUGUGAGCUUAAGCCCACAGGAUUCAGCGCGUUGCGACACGGCGAACGCCAUGUUCUAUAUUGGAGAAAGCCAACCUGUGUCAUACGUACGCCGCCGGGGUGGGAGGAUGCCAAUGUCGAGAAAGGCGUGGCGCUGCCUUAGAGGUCAAGUACGGAAAAACAGGGGCGUAGCCAUUUUCUGCUGGCUCAUUCAUGAGUGCAAGGUCGACGACCCAAAGGGGAAUGGACUCAGCAGGAGUGGGAGUUGGAGAAUCGACGCCACGAACGCAUGUGCCAAACGGGCAGUUAUUUUGCGUGCCUGUUCCGUCUGUAUAGGAACCUCUAGACCUGCCUGUGUACUCAGUGAACACAUGACGAAACUCGUUUGCCAAAA
Molecule: messenger RNA, 1968 nt
Organism: Microdochium trichocladiopsis
Lineage: Eukaryota; Fungi; Ascomycota; Sordariomycetes; Xylariales; Microdochiaceae
Exons: 6
Coding region: 1-1737 (578 amino acids)
Source: RefSeq, a predicted model, not a curated record